GUGACUAAACAAGGAAGUACAAGUUUUAAGUUUAAGUGUUAGCUUGCAGGAAAAAUACGCAGAAUAAUACGUCAACGUUUCUUUCAUAUUUUAUGUGAUUUAUCUAUUUUGGGGGGACCAUUUGUUGUAUAUUUGUUAUAUACACUUUACAAGACAUUGUGAUACUAGUGGCACAAUUUUUAAAAUGGCGAGUUACGUUAAACCUACAUUGAGGAAAAAAUAAUGUAAUUGCUAGCAAAAAGGUAAAUUUAGUUCAGUCGAGCAGCGAACAAAUUACACGUGUGAUUGACAGAAACCUUCCAGCUGGUGGACAGAAAUGAACAAUUUAUCUCUGAAUUCAAAGGGUCUUGACCCGACCUUGCUGAGACAGCACCCCUUGGAACCAGGGUGUAGCGACGAUGUGCAGACGCUCCAUUUGGCAGCCCAGGAAGACUUUUCAAAGCUGGACGAUCCCCUGGAGGCCUUCCUAACACUCCUAGAGUGCUCUGUGUCUAAACAGAAGGGGGCCCAGAUCUUCAAGGAAUUCCAGAGCUGGCUAAAGGAACAUCCUCAGGUUACACUGACUUCACUUCCAAAGCAACACGCAACAGCCCUGCAGCAUCGGGCUCUUCUUCUUCUCACUGACUCCCAAAGCAACCAUGUUGACAGUCUCAUAAAUAUCUACCAGCUUACCACUUUGGAUCCAGCUACCUUGCGACUGCAUGUCAGAAAGUUACUGGCCCGCAAUUGCUACAAAGAGGCGACAGUGCUCGGUAAGAAGCUGAACUUGCAGAAUGAGCUAAAUUUGGAGGAGGUGUGCAUCCCACUCAUCCUCAAGGACAAGCUGUCAUUAGCAGAGAGCUUUGUUACAGGACACGUACAUCUUGAAAAGCAACUAGUCUCACUGCUUGACUCUUGGUGCCACCCCAACUUCUCCGUGAAAGACAUGAUCAGCAAGCAGUUUCCUCACCUCACCACGUCCAAACAAAGCCAUCCUCAAAUCAAGCCCAAAUUGCUGGCAAAACAUGUCUUUCGACUUGCGGAGAAAUUCAAUAUCGAUCAAGGGCUGUGUCCUAAUGCCCUGCACAAGAGGAGACAUGAUACACUUCAGUACCUCAUGUUCAAGAGAUUUGUAGACAACAGCAUGACAGAGGAGAAUUGGAGUGACCAUGUGCAAACCGUCGUGGCAGAUGACCUCGAGCUCCAGAUCCUGUUGGUGGUGAGGCUGCUGCAGUGCUGUGGAUGUGAAAAAGCCGCUCAGUGGUCGCUGAGAUAUAGCCUUCCCAGGCAUAGACUCCCUUUUGUGGUUUGGAACACCCAGCAGAGUUUAUCACCCGAGCUACAACAUCUAAGCGAUUCCGUACACAGCGAGGAGUGGACGCCAUCUGAAGCUCAUUGUCAAAAGUUCUACCAGGUACCUCUCGCCAAAGAGAAAGUUAAGCACGUGGACACCCUGGAAGCCCUUCAAAAUUGUCGGGAGACUCUCUUUAAGAAGGGCAGUGUGGUAGGAGUUGAUAUGGAGUGGCAGCCCACAUUUGGCUGCGGUUCAACUCAGCACGUUGCCUUGAUACAGCUUGCUACUUCUGACACCGUUUUCCUAUUGGACCUCUGUGCAAAUGGAUUGUGGCAGCAUCCCGAGACCAUUUUAUUCAUAAGAAGUUUCUUCUCUGAGCAAAAUGUCCUUAAAGUGGGUUAUGGCAUGGCUGGAGAUCUCAGGUGUCUCAAAUCCACUUGGCCUCAAUUUGUGCAGGAACCACUGAAGAUAGAGGGAAUGCUUGAUCUUCUUAACGUACACCAAAAGCUCCAAUGUGGCAAGGUGAGCGGCGCACAGCGUGGCCCUAAGGAGGUGCUGGUGGGAGAGAACUCCCCUGAGAAAGGCCUCAGUCUUCUAGUCAAACAAGUCCUGGGAAAGGCCCUCGACAAGACCGAGCAAAUGUCCAACUGGACUAAGCGUCCGCUGCGCGUCAGCCAAAUCAGAUAUGCAGUGACGGAUGCUUACUGUUUGUUGGAUGUGUAUUCUGUGCUCUCUGCUAAACCUGCCAGCUUUGGGCUUCCAAGAGAUUUGUGCUCCAUCACUGUAACGCAACCAGAGAAGAAUGAACAUGCAAAGCAGAAGGAGAAAAAAAACAAGAAGAUGAAUCAAAACAGCAACAAAGAGGAAUGUCAGGGGGCUCAAUGGGUCAGUCCCCCUUGCUCUGACACUGAGAAAGGCCUCCUGUGUGGCAAGGAGCCCCCCAAAGACUCCCCUCCUGCUCCUCUGGCCCCCCAGCAGUUGCGGGUGGUUUGUGACAACAUGCUGCAAGGCCUCGGGAGGUACUUGCGCUGUUUGGGAGUCGAUGUGGUCAUUUUGGAGGAUACUGAUGAUCACAGAGUGGCUGCAAAGAUAGCACAAGCCGAAUACCGUGUUAUACUCACAUGCGGACAACCAUACCAGACUUUGAGAUCCCAGGUGGGCGAAGGCCGCUGUCUGUCCCUCGACUGCUCGGAAAAGGCCAAAGAUCAAGCUGUCCGAGUGCUCAAACACUUCAACGUCCGGCCUACUCCUUGCGAUGUAUUCAGCCGCUGCCAGGCGUGUAACAGCGAUCAGUAUGUGGCACUGCCCAGACAAGACAUGAUCAGGAUGCUUAAACAAAAAGGAUUUGUGCAGGCGACUGAUACAUCGCUGACACCACCGGAGGAGGAGCCGCUUCAUCUUGAACUCCCCAGAUAUGGUCCUCAGUGUAAAUGGGCCUCCCUGUCAGAUCUGGACCCCGUGACCCUGAACUUUCCCGGAGGGGCACCCAUACAGCUGCACACGGUACCACCGACCCUGGUACCCAAAGUACCCCACUAUUUUGUCUGUACCCGCUGUGGAAAGGUGUUCUGGGAGGGCUCUCACUUUGACCGUGUUGUCUCCAUGUUUAAGGAGGUCAUGCACAUCACAGAUAUACAUUUUAAACGGAACGGGAGAAACACCAAACGUUAGGUGGAAGGUGUCUACAAUUGGACACAAAAAGUGACUUUUCUCAUUCGUUUUUAGUAUUAUUAGAUUUGUUGGAGCUUACCUGGGUUAAAAUGUAAACACGUUUAUCAUCACGGUGUUUCUUCAAUCAAGCAUGUUUUUGUUGUAGAAGCCUUAAAAUGGAAUCCACCAUGAAGUUGAAUCACAACUUGAAAGUUUUUUUAAAAACUUUUAAUUCUACUUUUUUGGUAAUUAUUAUUUUUUUAAAUUGUCUUUAUUCAAGAAGCUGGGCAUUUUUAUUGCGGUUCUCUGGCUGUCUCAAGAAUUGUAUAACGUGUACAUUUAAUAUUUGUUAUUAAAAUUCUGCGUUUCUUCUAAGGACAA
This is a messenger RNA of Syngnathus typhle (broad-nosed pipefish), 3304 nucleotides long. It is a transcript of the gene exd3, whose product is annotated as exonuclease 3'-5' domain containing 3. The record is from RefSeq and is a predicted model, not a curated record. Lineage: Eukaryota; Metazoa; Chordata; Actinopteri; Syngnathiformes; Syngnathidae. Gene Ontology annotation, biological process: nucleobase-containing compound metabolic process. The transcript has 21 exons. Gene Ontology annotation, molecular function: nucleic acid binding; 3'-5' exonuclease activity. The coding region runs from base 317 to 2944 and encodes 875 amino acids.